Microdochium trichocladiopsis is the source of this 1059-nucleotide messenger RNA. RefSeq lists its product as uncharacterized. Gene Ontology annotation, molecular function: GTPase activity. Gene Ontology annotation, cellular component: cytoplasm. Bases 1 to 1059 code for a protein of 352 amino acids. The transcript is spliced from 3 exons. The record is from RefSeq and is a predicted model, not a curated record. NCBI's taxonomy places the organism in Eukaryota, Fungi, Ascomycota, Sordariomycetes, Xylariales, Microdochiaceae.
AUGCCUUUCGCCCAGCUCAUACUAGGUAGCCCGGGAUCGGGCAAGAGCACUUACUGCGAUGGAAUGCACCAGUUCAUGGGCGCGAUCGGUCGUGAGUGUUCUGUCGUCAACCUUGAUCCCGCCAAUGACAAGACCAACUACCCUUGCGCCCUCGACAUCCGCGACCUAGUCACUCUCGAGGAUAUCAUGGCCGAAGACCAGCUUGGACCAAACGGCGGCGUUUUGUAUGCCUUUGAAGAGCUGGAGCAAAACAUGGAGUGGCUCGAGCAGGGCCUCAAAGAGCUUGGAGAGUCCUACGUCUUGUUCGACUGCCCAGGUCAGGUCGAGUUAUAUACACACCAUGGUGCGUUACGAAAUAUCUUCUUCAAGCUUCAGAAACUCGGAUACAGACUUGUCGUUGUCCAUUUGUCAGACAGCUUCUGUUUGACGCAACCCUCCUUAUACAUCUCCAACCUCCUCCUGACCUUACGGGCCAUGCUGCAAAUGGACCUUCCGCAUAUCAACGUUCUCACCAAGAUCGACAAGAUUUCGUCCUACGAUCCUUUGCCGUUCAACCUCGACUUCUAUACCGAGGUGCAGGAUUUGUCGUAUCUCACACACCACCUUGAGCAGGAAUCGCCAGCAAUGCGGAGCGACAAGUUCGCCAAGCUCAACCAAGCCGUAGCGGACCUCGUCGAGAACUUCUCGCUCGUUCGAUAUGAGGUGCUCGCCGUGGAGAACAAGAAGAGCAUGAUGCAUCUCCUUCGCGUCAUUGAUCGAGCUGGUGGCUACAUCUUUGGCGGGGCUGAAGGUGCGAACGACACUGUCUGGCAGAUUGCCAUGCGCAACGAAGGAUCCAUGAUGGAGGUGGCCGACAUCCAGGAACGAUGGGUCGAUUCGAAGGAGGCAUACGACGCCGCCGAACAGCGUGAGUGGGACGAGCAGACCGGCAACGCGGACGCCGGCACUGGGGCGACAACUCCCGACCUGAUCCCGGACGAGGACGACGAUGAAUAUGACGGUUUGCCCCCGCCCGUGGGUGACAGUGGUGUCAAACUUAUUCGGAGAGCAAGACCAUGA